AUGGCCAAGAUAAGUGAUCAUGAUGAUGUUAGUGAGAUUGUUGAAAUUGAUUUUGAAGUCGGACAUAGUUCUAUAAUUCGAUCAGAAGCCACAACUAUUCAUAAUCCACCACGUACUCAUGAUUGGAAAGUAUAUUUACGUGCAGUCGAUAUUAAUGGUGAUUUAACUUGUCUGAUACAACGUUGUGUAUUUUAUCUUCAUCCUGAAUAUCCUAAUAAUAAACGAGAAUUAAAAUCAACACCAUUUGCUAUUCAAGAAACUGGCUAUGCUGGUUUUCAUUUACCAAUCGAUAUAUAUUUUAAAACAAAAAAGGAACCAAAAAAAUUUCGUAUUGAAUAUGAUCUUGAUCUACAUAAAAAUAUUGAUGGACAUCCAUAUCGACAAAAAGAAAGUUAUGUACGCAAAUAUCGUUGUACUUUUUAUAAUCCUGAUUCUGAAUUUCGUCAAAAGAUUCUUGCUGCUGGCGGUAAAAUAGUCGAUAGUGGUCCAAUAGCAUCAAAUAAUACGGAUACUGAUGAAAGUGAUAUAAAUGAAAAACAAGUAUCAAUACAUGAACCAGUUAUUCGUCAAUCUCCACAACAAAAACGACCUAGUUCACCAGUAGCAACAGUAAAUGUAAUUAAUAAUAAAAAAAUUAAACUUGAACAAUCAACAAAUGAUAUUAAGAAAAAACCAGUACAAUCAAUAAUUAAGAAUGAAAAUAUUAGUAAAACAACAGUGAAUUCUAAAUCAUCAAAAUUAGUAUCACAUAAAUCAUCAUCUAUAUUAGAAACGAAAACAACAAAAAAUUUAUCAACUAAAGAAUCAAAUCAACCAACAACAACAACAACAACAACUAAUAAUGAUAAAACUGAGAAUCUAUCAUUAUCUAAAACACGUCCAUCAACAAAAUUAAUUAAAUCUCAAUCAACUAAUGAUAUUAAAUCUUCUAUUCAAUCAAUAUUAAAUAAUACUAAAAAGAAAGAACAAAUUCUUUCUCCAUCCAAACCUAAACCAGUUACAAAUACACAAAAUGGAUUAAAAAAAUCAAUAAAUAAAAAUUCUCAAAAAUCUUCAAUUAAAACAGAACAAACAUUAACUUCUACAACUAAAUCAUCUUCAAAUAUUAUUAUUAAACAAGAAUCAUUAUCACAAUCAUCAUCAUCAACUAACAUUUCUUCAAAUAAUACAAAUACAUCAAUUCCAAAAAAUAAUUUUAAAAAAAUUCCUAAAAAACCUCUACCACCACCACCACCACCACCAAUUGUAGAAAAACAUUCUCGUUCAUCGAUAUCUUCUUCAUCAUCAUCAUCAUCAUUAAAUCGAAAUUCAAUUCGAGAUUCAAAAGGACAACAAUUAUCAGUAUCUAAAACUCAAUCAAAUUUAAAACGAGAUCGUUCUUUAUCAUCUAUUAAUAUUUCUAAUAAUAAUAAUAAUAAUCAAUCACGAAAAACUAAUAUUACUAAAAAUCAUUCAAUACAUCAAUCUUCAAAUUCAUCUCAACAUGAUAAAUCAAAUCGUAUUUCAUCAUCACCUCAUAAAUCAUCAUCAAAAAAUCAAAUACCAACUCCUCCUAAAUUCAUUCAUAGUCCUUCUCAAUCUCAUAUUGAUACACCUCAAUCAUCAAGUACUAAUUCACCACCACCUUCUACUCAAAUCUUUCAAAAUGAAGAUAAUCAUAUUCAAGCUUCAAUGGAUAUUGAUAAUGAUCAUCUUCAACUUUCAGAUGAAUCUAAUUCACCUCAUGAACAAAUUCUUGUUCAACCAAUACAAAUAACAUCAAAUCAAAUAUCUCAUUCAGAACAAUCAGAUACAAAUGAUAGUGAUAUAUCAAUUGAUGAUAUUAAUGAAGAAGAAGAAGAUGAAGAAGAAGAUUUACCAACUAGUCUUACUAAUGAUGAUUUACGUUAUAAACUUAUAUAUAUUUAUAAACGUUUUCAAUUAAAUUCAAUAAAUGAUCUUACAAUAUUUGUUCGUUUUUUUAAACGACAUCAAUUAAUUGAUAUAUCAUCAUUAUCAAUGACAAAAGCAAAAAAUGAUAUGUUUACUUAUGAUCUUUUUUCUCUUAGUCCAUCACAUAUUGGUGAAUUAGCAAAUGAUCUUGGUUAUACAACAACAAAUAUUAUUAAUUCCAAAGAGCAGUAA
This is a messenger RNA of Rotaria sordida, 2124 nucleotides long. NCBI's taxonomy places the organism in Eukaryota, Metazoa, Rotifera, Eurotatoria, Philodinida, Philodinidae. The record is from the annotation of a GenBank genome assembly.